UUAUUCAACGGCCAUUUUCCAUCUUACACACCCAACUCGUGUUCCCUCUGUUUUGUAUUACCAAACACGUUUCAUCUUUCUUUCUUCAGAUUCUUUCCAUCGAUCCCCACCAACUGUUUCUUGAUUUCUUGAACUGCUUUUCCCUAUAUCCUCGGGGAAAACGGAACUGAUCCUCUUGUUUGGAAGUAAUGGUGGGUGCUCUGUUUGUUGUUGGUUCAUCGGUGAUGGAUCCCCCAAGCGGUCCAUGUUUAUGCAUUGAUGCUCAUACAAGAAUCUCUCCGAACAAGAAGAAGAUCCUUGGCAGUGCAAGAAAGCUAGAGUUAGGAAGCUCUUUUACCGGUUCAAGCAUUGUUUUCAGGCUUUCUUCUACCAAACGCGUACCAAGAAUUGCGAGUCGAAGGAGCAAGAAGAAGCUCGUGAUUGUGAACGAGGACGUUGCUGGGAACUACGAGGAUACCUUCGGAGAUGUCAAGACGCAACUUAUAAACUACUUCACGUACAAAGCUGUGAGGACGGUUCUUCAUCAAUUAUACGAAAUGAAUCCUCCUCGAUACACUUGGUUCUAUAAUUACGUCGUAUCAAAUAGACCAACCGAAGGCAAACGAUUCCUUCGCAAACUCGGCAAGGAGAAUCAGGAGCUUGCAGAAAGAGUUAUGAUCACACGCCUCCACUUGUAUGGGAAGUGGAUCAAGAAAUGCGACCAUGGGAAGAUAUACCAAGAUAUAUCAGAUGAGAACUUGGCGUUGAUGCGUGAACGGCUGAUGGAGACCGUGAUAUGGCCUUCUGACGACUCAAACUCUGAGGUUAUUGGCUAAAGAAAGUAUAUGUCGCAAAACCAACAGCAUCUCCUUUGUGAAUUCGCUUCUCAGUUUUUUUAGGACCUUGAGCUUCUCUUAGUUUAUAAUAUAGUUCAUUGAGCAGUAUAUACGAGUCUUUUCUUGGCAUGUACUGUUUAUGUAUGAUAUAUGGCAAAACUAUAUCUUCUUCUCAAUCA
This is a messenger RNA of Raphanus sativus (radish), 994 nucleotides long. RefSeq names its product chaperonin-like RbcX protein 2, chloroplastic. NCBI's taxonomy places the organism in Eukaryota, Viridiplantae, Streptophyta, Magnoliopsida, Brassicales, Brassicaceae. Bases 189 to 815 code for a protein of 208 amino acids. The transcript has 5 exons. Gene Ontology annotation, biological process: ribulose bisphosphate carboxylase complex assembly. Gene Ontology annotation, molecular function: protein folding chaperone. The record is from RefSeq and is a predicted model, not a curated record.